AUGACAGAAGACAACGACAACGUGUUCAUCCAUAUCCGAGCCGCCAAUAGCCUUGCAGAGAUGCAGGAGGAUAUCGCCAUGACAUCGUCGUCAUCACUUUCCGACGACCAACAGAAAGUCUUGGGCCUAUGGAUGAUUGUCGCUGGAUGUCUCUCCGUAAUUGGAUCCUUCUUCACAAUGUACCGUGUAUUCAAGAGUUCAAGCAAGACCAAUAGCUACGACCGUAUCAUAUUUGGUCUCUCUGGCUUCAACAUGCUCUCUGCCAUUACCUACAUCAUGACUCCCUUUUUGCUUCCCUCCGACGGACCCAGUUCGCGCAUAUGGAGCAAUGGCAACCAAGUCUCCUGUUCCUUCUUGGGUUGGCUCACACAGCUUUCCUUUGCGAGUGUGUCCUACACAUUCGCUCUUUCCUUCUACUUUGUGGCCAUGAUCAAGUUUCGAAUCCACAUGGACGAGUUUGCGAUUCGCUUUGAAGCCUACAUUCAUGGCUUGACCAUUUUCUUUUUUCUCUUUACGGCCACGGCGGGAGUCCCUUUGCAAAUGUACGACCAAUCCGAAAUUGGCAUGUCCUGUUGGAUUCGAGACGACUUUCCCAACAAGUGCAUUGUUGGGGAAGACUGCAUUGGCAACCAAAUCGGCUGGUUCUUUGGUGGAUGGAUCGUCUGCGCCACCUUGCUCCUGCUCGUGGUCAAUCACGUGUUGGUCUGGUGGCAGAUUCGCCGGAAAUUGGCGGGAGUGAGAAAGGGUGUGGAAACUCCCACCUGGGCCAUUCGCAUUCGACGAUCACGGAAUCAAGCCUUGCUGUAUGUUUUGGCCUUUUACUUGACGAACUCCACUCCCAUUGUUCUAAGGAUACUGGAACAAUCGUAUGGUUACACGGCGUCCCGGGAACACGAACUCUACCAAUUUCUAGUGAUCCACUCGUUCUUGGUGCCAUUGCAGGGCUUUUUGAAUACCUUUAUCCAUGCCCGCCCCAACUACUUGAAACUGCGGGCCAACGAUUAUCCCAUUAGCAUGUGCUUUUGGCUUGCCGCUUGGUACAACCGCAUUGACGAAUAUGUGGAGGGACCUGCGGGAGAGUCCAAUCUUGCUUCCAGCGGAGAUGGUUCUCGUUCGAAGGAAGAUCAAAUGUUGAGCCGUCUGGAGAAUUCCAUUCGAAUGAUGUCCGAAGUCAUUACCGAAGAACUGUCCAACGAAGAAAGUACGGAAUGGAGUCUACAAGCACUUCGCAAACUUUCCAUGACCCUACCCAAUAGCCAUAAUACCACAGGAAAGCAGCAGCAGCAGCGACAGCAGCACCACCAGUUGACAUGA
Molecule: messenger RNA, 1314 nt
Organism: Cylindrotheca closterium
Lineage: Eukaryota; Bacillariophyta; Bacillariophyceae; Bacillariales; Bacillariaceae
Source: the annotation of a GenBank genome assembly